Molecule: messenger RNA, 1619 nt
Organism: Talpa occidentalis (Iberian mole)
Lineage: Eukaryota; Metazoa; Chordata; Mammalia; Eulipotyphla; Talpidae
Gene: MORF4L1
Product: mortality factor 4 like 1
Exons: 12
Coding region: 68-1039 (323 amino acids)
Biological process (GO): regulation of DNA-templated transcription; chromatin organization
Cellular component (GO): nucleus; NuA4 histone acetyltransferase complex
Source: RefSeq, a predicted model, not a curated record
ACCGGGCGGGAGGCGCGCAGGGGCGGCAGUCGGGCGGCGGGACGGGGGAGGCGCGAAUCACUCAUAAAUGGCGCCGAAGCAGGACCCGAAGCCUAAAUUCCAGGAGGGUGAGCGGGUGCUGUGUUUCCACGGGCCUCUCCUCUACGAAGCCAAGUGCGUGAAGGUCGCCAUAAAGGACAAGCAAGUGAAAUACUUCAUACAUUACAGCGGCUGGAAUAAAAACUGGGAUGAGUGGGUUCCCGAGAGCAGAGUGCUCAAGUACGUGGACACCAACCUGCAGAAGCAGCGGGAGCUUCAGAAGGCCAACCAGGAGCAGUAUGCGGAGGGCAAGAUGCGAGGGGCUGCCCCGGGGAAGAAGACAUCGAGUCUGCAGCAGAAAAGUGUGGAUGUGAAGACAAAAAAGAACAAACAAAAAGCUCCUGGAAACGGAGAUGGUGGCAGUACCAGCGAGACGCCCCAGCCUCCUCGGAAGAAGAGGGCCCGAGUAGAUCCUACUGUUGAGAACGAGGAGGCCUUUGUGAACAGGGUCGAAGUCAAAGUGAAAAUCCCCGAGGAGCUGAAGCCGUGGCUCGUCGACGACUGGGACUUGAUCACGCGGCAAAAGCAGCUCUUCUACCUUCCCGCCAAGAAGAACGUGGACUCCAUUCUGGAGGAUUACGCGAAUUACAAGAAGUCCCGGGGAAACACAGAUAACAAGGAAUACGCGGUGAACGAGGUGGUGGCGGGGAUCAAGGAAUACUUCAACGUCAUGCUGGGCACGCAGCUGCUCUACAAGUUCGAGAGGCCGCAGUACGCCGAGAUCCUGGCCGACCACCCUGACGCGCCCAUGUCCCAGGUGUACGGGGCGCCACACCUGCUGCGGCUCUUCGUGCGCAUCGGCGCGAUGCUGGCCUACACGCCCCUGGAUGAGAAGAGCCUGGCGCUGUUGCUCAACUAUCUUCACGAUUUCCUCAAGUAUCUGGCGAGGAACUCGGCGGCUCUGUUCAGCGCCAGCGACUACGAGGUGGCCCCGCCCGAGUACCACCGGAAGGCGGUGUGACGCCCUCGCCUGCGCAGCACGCUCGUCCCCGGCCCUCCUCUUGUACAGACGACGUACCUUGACCAUGUUAGCGUGUGACAGAGUUGGUGUUCGUUUCCUGUUUGAUUUUAAACAGAGAAAAUAAAAGGGGUUUCCGCUCCUUUCCUCUCUCUCCAUUUCAAAGCUGCCCCCCACCCCACUCCCGUGUGCCCGUGGAGGGCGCGGAGCGGCGCUGUCCUGCCCACCGCCGCGCGGCCGAGCUGCUUCUGAGUGCUGGUGGCCCCGUCCCCGUGACACUGCGCACUUUCAUGCUGUGUCCUCGCUCACGACAAACGCCCCGGUUGCUAGUGCCAAAGGUCACGUCCGCGCGCAGCUGACCGCGCUGUCGGGCUGCCCGCUCGAGGCCUGCAGCGCCGCCCGCAGCCCGCGCCGCCGGCGUCUCCCCGCUCAGACUGUGAAGGUGGUGGCCUGUCCCCUGGUGUCGUGUUUGUGUCUGGUGCACGUUUCACACGGUAGACGCAGCGCGCGGUGCCGCUGCAGUUUUCUGGAAAAGUCAGUCUUUUAGGAGUUGUUUUUCAGAUCUUCAAUAAAUUUUUCUUUA